Molecule: messenger RNA, 651 nt
Organism: Haemonchus placei
Lineage: Eukaryota; Metazoa; Nematoda; Chromadorea; Rhabditida; Trichostrongylidae
Source: the annotation of a GenBank genome assembly
GACGGCUCCCUCAUAAGAAAUGAUGUAACGAUUGCGAGAAUUGUUGCGCAGAGCCUUGGAUUACCGGAGUUUACCGGAUCUACUUGUUUUGAGAUCGCUAAGAUUGAUGAGGUGUUGACUUUAUGUGAAAAGGUGGUUGACGGGUUUCUGGUAGACGAGGAGGUGCUGUCUGCGGUGCAAUUCAGUAAAUCUGGAACACUUUUUGAAAAACGUGUAACUGUUGGUGACGUUGCCCUGUGGAGUCUUAUAAUCAAAAAUCCCCAGUUACAAGAGAAGUUUUCUGCAUUGUUCAACGCUAUUGUUGAAGAUCAACGAUUUAUCGCGGCCCAUAUGAUGGUUGGAAAGUUCACCAAUGCGAAAAUCUCAAAGCCUUUAUCGAAAGAGAAACAGCGGGACGAGGGAAAAUUCGUUGAGUUGCCGGGUGCUGAGAAAGGAAAAGUGGUGGUGCGAUUUCCUCCUGAGGCUAGCGGAUAUCUGCAUAUUGGACACGCCAAAGCCGCUCUAUUGAAUCAGUAUUACCAACAAACUUUCGAGGGCCAGCUGAUAAUGCGAUUCGAUGACACGAAUCCUGCCAAAGAGAACGCUCAUUUUGAGAAGGUUAGUUUUACUCAAAGGGUUACCUCUGUACAUAUGUGUAUAGAAAGCUCUUAA